Messenger RNA from Strongylocentrotus purpuratus (purple sea urchin), 4704 nucleotides. RefSeq names its product fibronectin-like. The transcript is spliced from 18 exons. NCBI's taxonomy places the organism in Eukaryota, Metazoa, Echinodermata, Echinoidea, Camarodonta, Strongylocentrotidae. The record is from RefSeq and is a predicted model, not a curated record. Gene Ontology annotation, molecular function: protein binding. Bases 1 to 4704 code for a protein of 1567 amino acids.
AUGAUUUCUUUAAUCCAUGCAGGGCCUGCUGAAGUUGUCAACCUCACAGAAGGGUCUUCAUCCACGACAUCCGUGAGCGCGAAUUGGACUGGACCAAAGAUCGCGGUCGACAGUUUCAACAUCUCAUGUAGCAACGGUGAUGCAUCCCCAGCGACCAUUAAAGACACCAACCAGUCAUCUUACAUGGCGUCUUGCGUUAAUCUGCCAGUACCAGGCGAUACGUACAAUAUGACUGUGUACAGUAUUGUGGGUAGUUGCGCUACUAGUACUUCAUCUUCCAUCGACCUGGUUGCAUUACCAAGUGCUGUGAACAUAUCGGAAGGGUGUUCCAAUAAUACCGUCAUCUCAGCUACUUGGACAAUACCUAACAGUGUGGUAGACACCUUUGAUAUCAUGUGCUCCGCUGGUACUGCCUCCCCGGCAUCUAUUCCGCUUGAAUCUAGUCCAACGAGUGAUACCUUUACAGCUUCCUGUACUGAGUUACCAACACCUGGACUGGAAUACAACCUCUCAGUGGUCGCUAUUAGCAACAACAAACAGAGCGCCAUCCAAACUGUGGGAGUGCAUGCAUGGCCUACUGGAGUUGUCAACCUCACAGAAGGGUCUGCAUCCACGACAUCCGUGAGCGCGAAUUGGACUGGAUCAAAGAGAGCGGUCGACAGAUUCAGCAUCUCAUGUAGCCAUGGUGAUGCAUCCCCAGUGACCAUUGAAGACACCAGCCAGUCAUCUUACAUGGCGUCUUGCAUUAAUCUGCCAGUACCAGGCGAUAUGUACAAUAUGACUGUGUACAGUAUUGUGGGUAGUUGCGCUACUAGUACUUCAUCUUCCAUCGACCUGGUUGCAUUACCAAGUGCUGUGAAUAUAUCGGAAGGGUGUUCCAAUAAUACCGUCAUCUCAGCUACUUGGACAAUCCCUAACAGUGUGGUUGACACCUUCGAUAUCAUGUGCUCCGCUGGUACUGCCUCCCCGGCAUCUAUUCCGCUUGAAUCUAGUCCAACGAGUGAUACCUUUACAGCUUCCUGUACUGAGUUACCAUUACCUGGACUGGAAUACAACCUCUCAGUGGUCGCUAUUAGCAACAACAAGCAGAGCGCCAUCCAAACUGUGGGGGUGCAUGCAUGGCCUACUGGAGUUGUCAACCUCACAGAAGGGUCUGCAUCCACGACAUCCGUGAGCGCGAAUUGGACUGGAUCAAAGAGAGCGGUCGACAGAUUCAGCAUCUCAUGUAGCCAUGGUGAUGCAUCCCCAGCGACCAUUGAAGACACCAGCCAGUCAUCUUACAUGGCGUCUUGCGUUAAUCUACCAGUACCAGGCGAUAUGUACAAUAUGACUGUGUACAGUAUUGUGGGUAGUUGCGCUACUAGUACCUUAUCUUCCAUCGACCUGGUUGCAUUACCAAGUGCUGUGAAUAUAUCGGAAGGGUGUUCCAAUAAUACCGUCAUCUCAGCUACUUGGAAAAUCCCUAACAGUGUGGUUGACACCUUCGAUAUCAUGUGCUCCGCUGGUACUGCCUCCCCGGCAUCUAUUCCGCUUGAAUCUAGUCCAACGAGUGAUACCUUUACAGCUUCCUGUACUGAGUUACCAACACCUGGACUGGAAUACAACCUCUCAGUGGUCGCUAUUAGCAACAACAAGCAGAGCGCCAUCCAAACUGUGGGGGUGCAUGCAUGGCCUACUGGAGUUGUCAACCUCACAGAAGGGUCUGCAUCCACGACAUCCGUGAGCGCGAAUUGGACUGGAUCAAAGAGAGCGGUCGACAGAUUCAGCAUCUCAUGUAGCCAUGGUGAUGCAUCCCCAGCGACCAUUGAAGACACCAGCCAGUCAUCUUACAUGGCGUCUUGCGUUAAUCUACCAGUACCAGGCGAUAUGUACAAUAUGACUGUGUACAGUAUUGUGGGUAGUUGCGCUACUAGUCCUUCAUCUUCCAUCGACCUGGUUGCAUUACCAAGUGCUGUGAAUAUAUCGGAAGGGUGUUCCAAUAAUACCGUCAUCUCAGCUACUUGGAAAAUCCCUAACAGUGUGGUUGACACCUUCGAUAUCAUGUGCUCCGCUGGUACUGCCUCCCCGGCAUCUAUUCCGCUUGAAUCUAGUCCAACGAGUGAUACCUUUACAGCUUCCUGUACUGAGUUACCAACACCUGGACUGGAAUACAACCUCUCAGUGGUCGCUAUUAGCAACAACAAGCAGAGCGCCAUCCAAACUGUGGGGGUGCAUGCAUGGCCUACUGGAGUUGUCAACCUCACAGAAGGGUCUGCAUCCUCGACAUCCGUGAGCGCGAAUUGGACUGGAUCAAAGAGAGCGGUCGACAGAUUCAGCAUCUCAUGUAGCCAUGGUGAUGCAUCCCCAGCGACCAUUGAAGACACUAGCCAGUCAUCUUACAUGGCGUCUUGCGUUAAUCUACCAGUACCAGGCGAUAUGUACAAUAUGACUGUGUACAGUAUUGUGGGUAGUUGCGCUACUAGUCCUUCAUCUUCCAUCGACCUGGUUGCAUUACCAAGUGCUGUGAAUAUAUCGGAAGGGUGUUCCAAUAAUACCGUCAUCUCAGCUACUUGGACAAUCCCUAACAGUGUGGUGGACACCUUUGAUAUCAUGUGCUCCGCUGGUACUGCCUCCCCGACAUCUAUUCCGCUUGAAUCUAGUCCAACGAGUGAUACCUUUACAGCUUCCUGUACUGAGUUACCAACACCUGGACUGGAAUACAACCUCUCAGUGGUCGCUAUUAGCAACAACAAGCAGAGCGCCAUCCAAACUGUGGGAGUGCAUGCGUGGCCUACUGGAGUUGUCAACCUCACAGAAGGGUCUGCAUCCUCGACAUCCGUGAGCGCGAAUUGGACUGGAUCAAAGAGAGCGGUCGACAGAUUCAGCAUCUCAUGUAGCCAUGGUGAUGCAUCCCCAGCGACCAUUGAAGACACUAGCCAGUCAUCUUACAUGGCGUCUUGCGUUAAUCUACCAGUACCAGGCGAUAUGUACAAUAUGACUGUGUACAGUAUUGUGGGUAGUUGCGCUACUAGUCCUUCAUCUUCCAUCGACCUGGUUGCAUUACCAAGUGCUGUGAAUAUAUCGGAAGGGUGUUCCAAUAAUACCGUCAUCUCAGCUACUUGGACAAUCCCUAACAGUGUGGUGGACACCUUUGAUAUCAUGUGCUCCGCUGGUACUGCCUCCCCGACAUCUAUUCCGCUUGAAUCUAGUCCAACGAGUGAUACCUUUACAGCUUCAUGUACUGAGUUACCAACACCUGGACUGGAAUACAACCUCUCAGUGGUCGCUAUUAGCAACAACAAGCAGAGCGCCAUCCAAACUGUGGGAGUGCAUGCAUGGCCUACUGGAGUUGUCAACCUCACAGAAGGGUCUGCAUCCACGACAUCCGUGAGCGCGAAUUGGACUGGAUCAAAGAGAGCGGUCGACAGAUUCAGCAUCUCAUGUAGCCAUGGUGAUGCAUCCCCAGCGACCAUUGAAGACACCAGCCAGUCAUCUUACAUGGCGUCUUGCGUUAAUUUACCAGUACCAGGCGAUAUGUACAAUAUGACUGUGUACAGUAUUGUGGGUAGUUGCGCUACUAGUCCUUCAUCUUCCAUCGACCUGGUUGCAUUACCAAGUGCUGUGAAUAUAUCGGAAGGGUGUUCCAAUAAUACCGUCAUCUCAGCUACUUGGACAAUCCCUAACAGUGUGGUGGACACCUUCGAUAUCAUGUGCUCCGCUGGUACUGCCUCCCCGGCAUCUAUUCCGCUUGAAUCUAGUCCAACGAGUGAUACCUUUACAUCUUCCUGUACUGAGUUACCAACACCUGGACUGGAAUACAACCUCUCAGUGGUCGCUAUUAGCAACAACAAGCAGAGCGCCAUCCAAACUGUGGGAGUGCAUGCAUGGCCUACUGGAGUUGUCAACCUCACAGAAGGGUCUGCAUCCACGACAUCCGUGAGCGCGAAUUGGACUGGAUCAAAGAGAGCGGUCGACAGAUUCAGCAUCUCAUGUAGCCAUGGUGAUGCAUCCCCAGCGACCAUUGAAGACACCAGCCAGUCAUCUUACAUGGCGUCUUGCGUUAAUUUACCAGUACCAGGCGAUAUGUACAAUAUGACUGUGUACAGUAUUGUGGGUAGUUGCGCUACUAGUCCUUCAUCUUCCAUCGACCUGGUUGCAUUACCAAGUGCUGUGAAUAUAUCGGAAGGGUGUUCCAAUAAUACCGUCAUCUCAGCUACUUGGACAAUCCCUAACAGUGUGGUGGACACCUUCGAUAUCAUGUGCUCCGCUGGUACUGCCUCCCCGGCAUCUAUUCCGCUUGAAUCUAGUCCAACGAGUGAUACCUUUACAUCUUCCUGUACUGAGUUACCAACACCUGGACUGGAAUACAACCUCUCAGUGGUCGCUAUUAGCAACAACAAGCAGAGCGCCAUCCAAACUGUGGGGGUGCAUGCAUGGCCUACUGGAGUUGUCAACCUCACAGAAGGGUCUGCAUCCACGACAUCCGUGAGCGCGAAUUGGACUGGAUCAAAGAGAGCGGUCGACAGAUUCAGCAUCUCAUGUAGCCAUGGUGAUGCAUCCCCAGCGACCAUUGAAGACACCAGCCAGUCAUCUUACAUGGCGUCUUGCGUUAAUCUACCAUUACCAGGCGAUAUGUACAAUAUGACUGUGUACAGUAUUGUGGGUAGUUGCGCUACUAGUCCUUCAUCUUCCAUCGACAUGGUUGCAUGGCGGCACCCAUGUUAA